This is a messenger RNA of Fopius arisanus, 2210 nucleotides long. Its product is annotated as E3 ubiquitin-protein ligase MARCH8. Lineage: Eukaryota; Metazoa; Arthropoda; Insecta; Hymenoptera; Braconidae. The transcript is spliced from 6 exons. Bases 844 to 1761 code for a protein of 305 amino acids. The record is from RefSeq and is a predicted model, not a curated record. Gene Ontology annotation, cellular component: late endosome membrane; lysosome; early endosome membrane. Gene Ontology annotation, biological process: antigen processing and presentation of peptide antigen via MHC class II; immune response; protein polyubiquitination. Gene Ontology annotation, molecular function: MHC protein binding; zinc ion binding; ubiquitin protein ligase activity.
CUCUCAAUGUGAAAAUUAAAAAUACUUUUCAGUGCCCUGAAUUUUUACUGUUACUAUUUUCUAUGCUCCCGGAUUGGUUACUUAUAACUAUUGCUAGUGCUUUACUCCCUUUCAUUCCCCCAAGAUGUUUAAGGAUGGAAACAAGAAAAAGUAAUAAGAGAAAUAAGCUAUAUGUAAAAGACAGUUAAGCUUCUUGGCGAGUUGGAAAGCCGUUGGCCAUGGUGAAAUUGUAUUCUUUGUGUUACAUACAAACCAUCUAAACCCACGAAUUUUUUCUAUUUUAUCACACCACAAUUAGAUGUUUAUAUGAAUCCGUGAGAAACGAUGAGUGAAUGAAACAAGUUUACUGAUCGAUUAACAACCUGGAGUAGUACGAAUGCCAAGGAAGUAGUGGUGUCAUUGAUUCCGUCGAAGUGUCAAUAGGAAAUUGAGAAAAAAGUUGGAAUAACUGCAAAAAAAGUAAAAAGUACGCAAAUCACGUCGCAUUUGCAUGUAUGCUGCUAUUCCAAUGCACAACUGGUAUUCUCUUAGUAUAGUAGGGAGGCCAUGAAAAAAAAGACAUACAUAUAAGAAACUGAAACCGAGAUUUGAGUGAUGUGAGAGGGAACAGGGAUCUUGUGGACAACUUGAAUCGCCACAUGAAAGAGAAGUCUUUUAUGUUUUUGUUCAUGCUCUCAGCAUGAGUGGAUUCAUUUAUUUCUUCUUUUUCUUGACAUUUUAAUUCAAUACGAUCUCAAUGGAAAAACAUGAGAUAUUAACGCACAUUGAUUAUUAGAAAUUCCGUCAAUAGAGACUUGUAUUGUACGACUGAUUUACAGGUUUUUUUUCUAUGACUUCAAAGUGAUGCCUGUCCAUCAGAUCAAUGUUAAUCCGCUUGAUUGGCAGCCACCACAAUCACUUGGUCCUUCUAAUAAUACAAGUCCAACGGGAGGAGAAAUUUUAUCAGAAUGGUCCCCACGGGAACCUGCAUAUGCAACAGUUGUCACUGUUAUACCCAACCACUGUCACUCUUCCGUCAGCACUUUGUCAUCUAGUAAUCAUGACAUUUGUCGGAUAUGCCACUGUGAAGGAGAGAUUGGGGCUCCGUUACUUGCACCAUGCUACUGCAGUGGAAGUCUCCGUCAUGUACACCAGGCCUGCCUUCAGCAAUGGAUAAAGGCAUCAGACACAAGGACUUGUGAAUUAUGUAAAUUCACUUUUAUAAUGCACGCUAAGACGAAGCCGUUCUCCGAGUGGGAAAAACUUGAAAUGUCAGCCCCUGAAAUUCGCAAACUGUGGUGUGCUGUUGCAUUUCAUGCUGUGGCUGCAUUAUGUGUUGCGUGGUCACUCUAUGUAUUAGUGGAGAGAUCAGUUGAAGAGGCACGAAAGGGCUUCGUCGAUUGGCCCUUUUGGACAAAAUUGAUUGUGGUGGUAAUUGGCUCUACUGGCGGUCUCGUGUUCAUGUAUAUUCAAUGCAAAGCGUACAUUGAACUCUGCAGAAGAUGGCGGGCUUUCAACAGAGUAAUAUUUAUACAGAAUGCACCAGAGACAGUGGUUCUUCCACCAUCUCCAACGGACUCCCUUCGUGACGUAACAUUACCAUUAAAAGAUCCCACUGUUUCAAUGCCUGAGCUCAAUCGUACUCUAUUGUCGAGAUCCCUAGAUCAAUCAUGCGCAUCAGAAACGGUUAAACCAGAAUCAACUGCCCCAGCACACAGGCACGAUACGCAGCUGAAACUAUAUGUUUUCGAUAAAUUAUCGUCCUCCGAUGAUAAUGUAUAGUAUUAUGCAUCAGUCGAUUUCAAUGGAUUACUUUUUCAUGUAAAAGGAGAAUACAUGAAUAUGUAAAACCAAUGAUUGAAGAAGAAAGAACGGAGCGGAUAUUUACUUGAUCCGUAAUUUUUUUAAUAGCCAUCCGAAAGUAAGAUCCGGCGUAAUGAAAAAAUAAACGGAACAGGAAAAACAAUUUAUUUAAUAAUCUAAUUUGCUUCCAAAGAUACAACUAAAGAUUUGUAUCUAGCACCUUUUUUUCUGGAGCACAAUUACUUCAUACCUAGUACUCCAGUGACUAUAAAAUUGAAGAACGAAAAAAACACGGAGAGGGACAAUAGGGGGAAUGUGAGUUCUUCGGUUUAUAUAUGCGAAUGACGAUCUCACUCCCCCUCAUGAAACAAUUAUGUACAUAAUUAUUGUAUCUGUGAUGUUACUAAAUAAACUUUACCAUAUUUAAA